AUGUCUCAAUCUAACCUUGGCUCCGAUAUUGCAGUUGCCGCUUUUGUUGGGGUGAUGUAUGAUUGGGUAUUUUCAGCACUCACAUUCGGACAAGAGGUCGAACUCGUUUGGAGACAACGCUGGUCCCUAAUGACAGUGCUGUAUCUCAGUGUACGCUACCUUGGAAUCCUAUCUGCUGCCCUGUCCAUGUCUUCCGACCAUCUCGCUGACGGAUACAGCUGGAUGAUGUACGCUAUAUGGGAAUGGACGGGUCUUGUGGUAUUUGCGAUGCUGUGGGUCAUCAUCACCACUCGGUUGCAUGCCAUGUAUCAACGAGACAGAAAGAUCCUGAUACUUCUCGUUGUCACCUUCCUGUCGAUCAACACUUUUGAUGGAGUGACAGUCUUAGUGUCAACGAUGCAUAGUUCAGGAGAGGAACUCAUUCUCUCCGGCACCUACCAGUGCAGGAUUGGCUAUACAGGAGAUACCCUAGUUCUUUAUUUUGCUGCUUGGAUACUCUACAAUGUGUGGGAGGUCCUCACACUAUGUCUCGCAGUCUGGAUUGCGGUAAAACACUUUCGUGAACUGCGGCAGCAUUCGACAGGAGGGAUUAUCGGGGACUGUUUUACGGUGUUGAUGAAAACUCACGUGUUUUACUUUGCGAGCUUUGUUGCUGUCUCUUGCUUCGAGUACGUCGUUGAAUUCUCUCCAACGAGCCAUUAUCUCCUAGAAGAACAGACUUUGUCUGGCUUGUUUCAGAUUUUGCAGGCCGUGCAGAUGUUUGUGCUAGGACCACGGCUGAUUCUUGGCAUUCGAGAAUAUAAUGCUGAACUCGUGGCUGACUCCGACGCAGCAACCCGCAUGACCUCAAUUGCUUUCCAAGAGCGUGUGCAUAUAUCGACUGGCAGUGGUGUGUAA
Molecule: messenger RNA, 897 nt
Organism: Suillus plorans
Lineage: Eukaryota; Fungi; Basidiomycota; Agaricomycetes; Boletales; Suillaceae
Exons: 12
Coding region: 1-897 (298 amino acids)
Source: RefSeq, a predicted model, not a curated record